AUGAGUGCUCCUAGAGCUCGAGCAUCGACGCUCGCCAUCACCUCGCUGUCGCCGUCAUACCGAGCCUCAUGUUCCAGAUAUGCACACCUCCCGCCGCCGCGCCCACGAUCAAUACCCUCAUGUCUGCCCUCGCAACGGCGGCACCAGUCGUCCGUCGCCGCCGCCAUCCAGACGGCCAAACACAUGUUCGCCAAUGCCGCUCCCUCACCCAUCGGCAUUGAUCCUCUACAAAGUGUCGCCAAAGAACUCAAAUUCUUGACUGGAAACAUUCAACAGCUGCUCGGCUCUGGCCACCCCAUGCUGGACACUGUCGCAAAGUACUACACCCAAUCAGAGGGCAAAUAUGUCCGCCCCAUGCUGGUCUUGCUCAUGUCGCAAGCCACGGCCUUGACCCUCAAGCACGACCGAUCAACUCCCCAAGCUCUUGAUGUCGACUCAUCCAUGUCGCCCUCUACAGUCCUCGCAGACUCCAACCCCUCUCCUCUGACCUCUCCUCCCGUCGUCGAGGACACCGCCGACACCUCUGUCCUCCCCUCGCAACGUCGCCUCGCCGAAAUCACCGAACUCAUCCAUACUGCCUCCCUCCUCCACGACGAUGUCAUUGACAACUCAAUCUCUCGCCGCUCCGCUCCCUCGGCUAACAUCCAGUUCGGCAACAAGAUGGCUGUCCUUGCCGGCGAUUUCAUGCUCGGUCGCGCCUCUGUUGCCCUUGCCCGCCUGAGGGACCCUGAGGUCACCGAGUUGCUGGCUACUGUCAUCGCCAACUUGAUCGAAGGCGAAUUCAUGCAGCUCAAGAACACUGCCUCGGACGAAAAGCACCCCACCUACAGUCAAGAGACAAUGGAAUACUACCUGCAAAAGACAUACUUGAAGUCCGCUUCGCUCAUCAGCAAAUCCACAAGAGCUGCCGCUAUCCUUGGAAACUGCUCCCCGGAUGUAGUAGAGGCUGCAUACAGCUACGGAAAGAACCUGGGUCUUGCCUUCCAGCUGGUUGACGAUAUGCUGGACUACACCGUCAGUGGAGCCGAGCUCGGCAAGCCUGCUGGUGCUGAUCUGGAGCUGGGUCUGGCUACCGCUCCUCUGCUUUUCGCCUGGAAAGACAACAAGGAGCUUGGUACUCUUGUUGGCAGGCGAUUCGCCGAGCAAGGUGACGCACACGACCUUGUUAUCCAGAGCAAUGGUAUCGAACAGACUCGCGCCAUGGCAGAAGAUUACAUCAACAAGGCUCGCGAAGCUAUCGCUUUCUUCCCAGAGAGUCAGGCCAAGGCCGGCCUCUUGGAUAUGUGUACAAAAGUUCUGCAGAGGAGGAAGUAA
Aureobasidium namibiae CBS 147.97 is the source of this 1314-nucleotide messenger RNA. RefSeq names its product decaprenyl-diphosphate synthase subunit 1. Bases 1 to 1314 code for a protein of 437 amino acids. The transcript is spliced from 2 exons. Lineage: Eukaryota; Fungi; Ascomycota; Dothideomycetes; Dothideales; Saccotheciaceae. Gene Ontology annotation, cellular component: transferase complex. Gene Ontology annotation, molecular function: prenyltransferase activity. The record is from RefSeq and is a predicted model, not a curated record. Gene Ontology annotation, biological process: ubiquinone biosynthetic process; isoprenoid biosynthetic process.